Molecule: messenger RNA, 2447 nt
Organism: Styela clava
Lineage: Eukaryota; Metazoa; Chordata; Ascidiacea; Stolidobranchia; Styelidae
Source: RefSeq, a predicted model, not a curated record
AUCUGGUUAUGAUAAGACUAUGUAUAUUCAUACUGCCGGGUAACGGCAACUAGUUGACAAAGUUGGAGCUAAUUAUCUGAUAGCCAGUAGGCCGUUUUCGAAGUUAAAAAUAUUGUAUUGUGCCAUAGUCAAUAUAUAUCUCAACUCCCAUGAGCUUAAAGUGAAUAGAAAGCGGUAGGUCAUUGGCUCAAAAAGCAAGUUACAGAGGCUGUCAAAAGUUGGAAUAAAUAUGACCAGUCACACUGUCUUUUUACAACGGCACUUACUGUCUUUUGCAUAAAGGAACGAAGAUGAGCUGAAAUUUAUAUAUAUCCCGGGGAGACGAAAUCCAAUACGACGCGCGGCCUCUCGUCUUGUCAAAUUGCAGAUAGAUCAUAGUCCACGUUAUUGUUAAUUUUAUGUUUUGAAAUGCAACUUUGCUAUCUAUGCCAAGGGCGAGAGCCGCUAGCAGCCGACCGGAACGGGACAAGAGAAAAUGGCCGAGUCGCGGGCAACCGGGCGUAACAGAGUAAUAAUACCAAGUCGGGUAACUUUGAUAAUCGUGUUCAACUACUAUGGAUAUGGUAAUAUUUACAUCAAACAAGUGUGCUAUCUAAAUAUUAAAUUCAUUUUAUGCACCUGUUACUUACGUGGCAGAAUGGACAGACGAAAACAAGAGCUGCAAAUAAAUUGUUUAUUUCAGACUGAAACCUUAUACCUCUCAAUAGAAAUGAGUAUAUUUUAGAUUGGGUAUUUAAAUGUACCUAAUAUAGUAAAGAAACAGAUAAAAUGAAAUUUGUCAGUACAAGAGGCGGUGUUGGAUUAGUUUCAUUUGAAGACGCUUUAUUUUCCGGUUACGCUAACGACGGUGGACUGUUUGUACCGGAGAAUAUACCACAAAUUCCAGUUGAAACUCUUACAUCAUGGAAAAAUUUGUCAUAUGCAGAAAUAGUGGAAAAAGUUGUAUCGAUUUUCGUUACCGAAGAAGAAAUCCCCCGAAAAGAUCUCAAAAAUAUUAUUUCUUCCGCAUUCAAGAGAUUUGACAUUGAUGAAGUUAUAAGAGUCGCUUCUUUCGAUGAUCUUCAUAUUGCGGAAUUAUGGCAUGGCCCAACUAUGGCAUUCAAAGAUCUUGCAAUGUCUGUGGUUGGUGAAAUGUACCGGUAUUUUUUGGAAAAACGGAGGAAGAAUGUUGUUGUCAUAGUCGGUACCUCUGGCGAUACCGGUAGCAGUGCAAUAGAAGCUGUACGAGGAAAGGAAAAUAUUGAUAUCAUUGUUAUAUUACCUCAUAAUAGAAUAUCAAAAAUUCAAGAAUUAAUGAUGACAACGGUUCUGGAUGACAAUGUACAUGUUUAUGCAGCGGAUGGUUUUUCGGAUGAUUUUGAGAUCACAAUUAAAAAUCUCUUCAACGACGGCAAACUUGUAAAAGAUUAUAACUUAUGCAGCAUAAACUCAAUCAAUUGGGGCAGAGUAAUGGUUCAAAUUGCUCAUCAUAUAUACAUGUACCUACAAGUUGCUGAACCCAUUGGGAAGCCGGUUGAUAUUGUGAUACCCACGGGAGGAUGUGGUAACAUAGCUUCUGGUGUUCUAGCUCAAACAAUGGGUGUCCCAGUCAAAUUUGCAUGUGUUGUAAACAACAAUGAUAUCGUUCACAGAAUGUUAAGAAAUAACGAUUUCACUGUGGCGUCUGAAGUUGUUCAAACAUUGGCAUGUUCCAUGGACAUACAGAUACCCCCGAAUAUUGAGAGAGUAAUGUGGAUUUAUUCUGGUAAAGAUUUUCAGGCAACAAAAGAAAUUAUGCAAAAAUUCGAUACGAUGGGAUCAACAUCAUUACCAAAAGAUUUGCAUCAGAAGAUGAAGGAGAACAUUCGAACUGCCGUUGUUACUGAUGAAGAAAUCGUUCAAACGAUGAAAAAAUGUUGGGAGGAACAUCAAUAUAUUGCUUGCCCACAUACAUGCGCAGCAUUGGCAUAUCAUUAUGGAAUAUCGAAAUAUGGUACUAGACAAACUACAGGAACCAAAGGCAGUGACGGCACUCUGUCACCUUCAAUUUGUGUGUCAACGGCCUCUAUAUGCAAAUUUCCAGAAAUCCUGGCCAAGGCAGAGAUUGAAUGGAAGGAGGAACCGAAAAGGAUUAAAGAUCUGUUCCACAAACCUGCUAAAAGCAUCGUAAUGCACAAAGAAGAGGAUUGGGAACAGAUAUUGAGAGAUAAAAUCUCUUUCAUUUCUCAGGCGAGAAAAAAUUGAAUCAUUUUCAAACUUCAGUCUGAUUUUAUCCUGAUAAUUUAUUGAUAGCGUUUUCGAAUCCUAAAUAAAAAAGGUCAUUUGAUAUGUAGUCCAGGUAAAUAUUUGUAUGUUGAUAAUCGCACUGUUUAAGUCCCGGCUGUUAAUAAAAUCACCACAUAUACAAUCUUUUAUUUUGGUUUAAUUUAGUUUAGACAAACUUAACUAGCUAUCUUCCCUAUUCUUAA